Gekko japonicus is the source of this 3530-nucleotide messenger RNA. Its product is annotated as zinc finger protein 271-like. Lineage: Eukaryota; Metazoa; Chordata; Lepidosauria; Squamata; Gekkonidae. Gene Ontology annotation, molecular function: RNA polymerase II cis-regulatory region sequence-specific DNA binding; DNA-binding transcription factor activity, RNA polymerase II-specific. Gene Ontology annotation, biological process: regulation of DNA-templated transcription. The transcript is spliced from 9 exons. The record is from RefSeq and is a predicted model, not a curated record. Bases 335 to 2944 code for a protein of 869 amino acids.
ACGGGCGCUUCCAAAACAUUCGCCCGCGUCCGUUAAUAAAAACAAAGCGGGGCUCCUAGAAGUCGUAAAGGCGGCGGCGAAUCGCCGUCGGCGCGAGACAGAGGGAACAAAAGAUCUGCGAGUCGCAGGAGGCGGGGCGAAAACAGAGGGAUCGACUGGGCGGGGGACCAGCUGAGCGGACUGGUGCGCUGAUCAUGGUCUCUUCCAUACAGGUAUGCUGCAAUGGCACUGACCAGAGCCCUGCUUGUCUUUGGCCCUGUUGCUGUUCCUGGCCUCACAAGCUCCAAAGUGACAUCUCCUUUCAUUACCAGGUCUUUCUCCCUUCUCCCCCAAAAUGGAAAAGUCCACAGCUGGGUUUCCUCAGGGCCAUGUGUCUUUUGAAGAUGUAGCUGUGUAUUUCACGGAGAGCCAGUGGACUCUGUUGGAUCCUCUUCAGAAGGCUCUUUACCGGGACGUCAUGCAGGAAAACUUUGAAAACAUGUCCUCCUUGGGAUUUCUGUCAGUCAAGCCAGACUUGAUCUCCCAGCUGGAACAAGAGGAAGACCUGUGGAUUCCAGGUCAGCCAGCUUUGGAGCAAAGGGAAGUUGUAUCGGAGUUUAGCGCAGAGUUUCCCGAUGCAGUGAUAAAACUGGAAAUGGAAGAGGAGCCACGGGCCUUGCGUCACCAGGAAUCUGAGCCCAAUGAGAUCGUCUCAGAAAGCAGUUCAGAAUCUCGCCUUCCUAACCUGACCACAAUCUCACAGGUGGAAAAGGUGGAAGAGCCAAAGAUGCCAGAUCAACUGGGUGUGGAGGAAGGAAAUAUCCUGUCAGACUACAGCACAGGAUUGCCUGAUGUUAUCAUAAAGGAAGAGGAGCCCUGGAUCCAGGGACCCGAGGAAAAUGCAGACCUUGUUGAUGACCAAUCAGGGUUCCCUGCUGUAAUAAUAAAACUGGAACCAAAAGAAGAGCCAUGGCUUUCCGAUCUCCAGAUGCCUGUGGAAAAAAUGACUGUCUCAAGUAUCCCUUUGGGCAAUGGAUGCAUAAAAGAGGAAGAUGACCUCCAAUCAGAAAACAUAAACCAAGUGACUGUAAAUGAGACAUUGUUAGGAACUGCCUCCCAGUAUACAAAGCAGGUCUCUGGAAUUGAAGGCAAAGUAGAUAGUCUCCAAGGGAACAUGCCAGGGAUGAGAGAGGGAAAGGUUUUAUUUUGUGCAGGAGGUGACUUCAGGGAAACCAAAGCCCUAAAGAAUAUUCAUAAGCCUGGUAGAAUGCUUCUUAAAGGAGAGGAAUCUUAUAAACACUUGGACAGUGAGAAGAAAUCCAGCUGGAGAUAUUACCUGUUCUCCCAUGGGAGAAGCCACACAGGAGAGAAACCGAAUACAUGUUCAGUCUGUGGGAAAAAAUUCCUUCGGAGGUCACACCUUAUUAGACACAAAAUAAACCAUACAGGAGAGAAACCAUAUAUAUGCUCGGUCUGUGGGAAAAGCUUCAAUCAGAGAUCGCAUCUCAUUAGCCAUGAAAGGAUCCAUACGGGAGAAAAACCAUAUCCAUGUUCUGUCUGUGGAAAAAACUUGAGCCGAAAAGCACUCCUUAUUAGACAUGAGAGAAUUCAUACAGGGGAGAAACCAUAUAAAUGCUCUUUGUGCGGUAAAAGCUUCUGUCAGAGCUCUGGCCUAAUAGCACACAAGAUCACCCACACAGGAGAAAAACCAUAUGCUUGCUCAGUCUGCAAGAAAAGUUUUAGCCGCAAAGCAAGCCUUAUCAGACACGAGCGAAUUCAUAUGGGAGAGAAACCGUAUACAUGCCCAGUGUGUGGCAAAAGCUUCAGCCAGUGUUCUGGUCUCCUCCAGCACGAAAGAAUUCACACCGGAGAGACCCUAUAUAAAUGUUCCAUCUGUGGCAAAAGCUUCAGUCGUAAAGACUGCCUUCUGGGACACGAGGGAAUCCACACCGGAGAGAAACCCUAUUCGUGCUCAGUCUGUGGGAAAAGCUUCAACUGGAAAAGUUACCUGACAGUCCAUGAAAGAAGCCAUACUGAAGGAAAAUCAUACAUAUGCUCAGUCUGUGGGAAAAGUUUCAGCCAAAGAUCAAAUCUUAUUAGCCACGAAAAAACCCAUACUCAAGAAAAAACCUAUACAUGCUCCAUCUGUGGGAAAAACUUCAUUCACAAAGUAAGCCUUAUUAGACAUGAGCGAGUCCACACUGGGGAGACUCCAUAUAAAUGCUCAGUCUGUGGGAAAGGUUGCAGUGGGAGAACAAACCUUAUUUCGCAUGAAAGAACUCACACAGAAGAAAGACCUUACCCAUGCUCAUUUUGUGGUAAAAGCUUCAAACAAAGAUCAAACCUUACCAGUCACGAAAGAAUCCAUACAGGAGAGAUGCCCUUUACAUGCUCAGUCUGUGGUAAAAGUUUCAGUUGCAAAGCAAACCUUCUUGGACACAUGAGAACCCACACAGGAGAGAAACCAUAUCCGUGCUCAGUUUGUGGGAAAAGCUUUGGUAAUAAAUCACAGGUGGUUAUACAUGAGAGAAUUCAUACAGGUGAAAAACCAUAUACUUGUUCAGCCUGUGGGAAAAGAUUCAAACACAGAACAAGUUAUAUUGAACACCAAAAAAUCCACACGCAAGAAAAACCAUAUAUGUGCACAGUCUGUGGUAGAAAUUUCAGUCGUAAGGAGCACCUAAUUAUCCACGGAAGGAUUCACACGGGGGAGAAGCCGUAUUCAUGUUCCGUCUGUGAGAAAAGCUUCAAGCAGAAGUCAAGCCUGACUUCCCAUGAAAGAAGCCACACAGGAGAGAAGCCACACGCUUGCUCAGCCUGUGGCAAAAGUUUCAAUAGAAAAUCAAACCUCAUUCACCAUGAGAGGAUUCAUACUGGAGAGAAACCACAUGCAUGCUCAGUCUGUGGUAAAAGUUUCCGGAGUAAAGCCUACCUGAAGAGACAUGAAAAAAUCCAUGCAAGAUAGAUCCACGCUUGAGAAAAUCUAUUCAUAAACUCUGUCUACAGUAAAAAAUUCAGUGGGUAAAAAGAAGCUGAUUGUAUCAUUGAGGAGAGAUAUUACAGACAUAAACAGUGUGGCAUAAGAGCUUAUGGAAUAUUAAGAGAAGCUUGAAUAAAUCUACUUCAGACUGGUUUUGGAAAAACACUGGUGAACUCAGUUGUGAGUGGAGAAAAAAAAACCCCAUGUUUUCGAUCAGAGUUCAUAUUACCUCAUUUAUAUUCCAGAGACAAAACACGUAUGUACAUUGUGACAAAAGCUUCUUUUGCAGGUUUCACUCUACUGAAACAAGACAAAAAAAAUUUACCAGAUAAAGUAAGUUGUCAAUGACACACAAAUCCUUACUAGAGAACUAAAAGAAACACACGCAAUCUUCUAACGGUUCCUGCCGUUCCCAGUGGUCUGUGUAGCAUACCUCCAAUGCAAUUUGCGAAUAAAUGUCAGUAUUGCCAAUAUCUGUGGGCCCAGCCCAGUUUCUAAUGGACAGUUUUCCUUUGCGAUUUCAAAUCCUAACUAUUUUUAUUAGUACUGAAUUCCAGAGGGUUGUCUGUCU